Messenger RNA from Linum trigynum, 2938 nucleotides. The record is from the annotation of a GenBank genome assembly. Lineage: Eukaryota; Viridiplantae; Streptophyta; Magnoliopsida; Malpighiales; Linaceae.
CCACCGCUGCCAAUUUCCCGGCAAGGCAGUUAAUUCGCGCGCCCCUCAAACCCCUCUACCCAAAUAGGAGCAGUUGAAGCGCGCUGUCUCGUGGCCCCUGCCCUUUCUUUUUCCCGGUCCCGGAGUCAAAUCAAAAUUCAUAUAGGGCAGAGAUUCCAAUUUCCCAUUGCUUUCAUUCCAAUCUAAUAUUGGGGGGGACCUCUUUUGCCUCGUUUUCCCAGCACCCAAUCAGCACGGCCCCAAAAAUUCUUACCUUUUCGGAGAAACGAAAGAAAGGUACAAGGCGUCAUUCAAAAUCCCUUCUUGAUUAAGUUUCUGCCCUCGACCCACUAUGCACCUUGCUUCUCUUCUUGCGCCUACCAGAUAAAGUGUGCAGCUUUGGAUGGAAAUCGAAAGUGGGAAUGUAGCUAACGGUCACUGUUCUAGUCUGAUUCUUGCAGCAGGGCUCUGAGGGUUUCUUUUUCCCCUUCGAAAGAGAAAGGAUACCUAGAAUCCCUAUAGUGGCCGAUUGGGUGGUAAUUUCACUCGUCUACCUCUGAUAAGGUCAGUCUUUGUAUCUGUUCUGUUCGUCAUUCCUAAUUCAUGGGUUCUUCGAUUUCUAACGUUCCUCCUAUAUUCGAAAAGUUUGAUUCACGUUUUGGGAAUGGGAAGGGAUGCCCAUUCGAGUAUUGGCUUGUUGACCAAAUUGUGAAAGUGGGCAUUGUAUCUGGGGGGUGUACUAAUUAGUCAAUGCUCCAAGGACGCUGUAAUUAAAUUCCUUGCAUGUCUUAUGUUAGAGAGUGUUGAGUUGCUUGCUUUGGAACUAUCCUUUCCCCACAAUGGCCUCCUGCCGGCUGUUUGGCAGUGUCCUAUUUCUUUAUCGGCGCCUUUACGUUUGUUCUGGUUGAACUCGAAUGGACUUACUGUUGGCAUCUUUAGAUUUGGGAAUACCCUGAAUGGAAUGGAAUGGAAUGGAAUGGAUAAGUUCAUAACUCUGCAUAUGUGGUACUAGGUUCUUCCGAGCAAAGAUGAAUGCUCCAUUGGAGUCUACUUUGUGGGAUAUACUUGGUGUGAUUGAACCUCAGAGGGAUGAUUGGCUGUUUCGGCAAAGAAUCAUUCAAGAAUUACAAGAUGUAGUAAGAACAGUUCCAAGUCUUAGAGGUGCGACUGUGGAGCCAUUUGGAUCAUUUGUGUCCAAUCUAUUCACUCCAUGGGGGGACUUGGAUAUUACUGUUAUGCUAGAUUAUGAUUCUUACAUUUCGUCUGCUGGGAAGAAGAGGAAGUUGUCUUUACUUGGGGAUGUCUUAAGAGCUUUGAAGGAGAAAGGUGGAUGGUGGAGGUUGCAAUUUAUCCCACAUGCAAAAGUUCCUAUUUUGAAAUUUGAGAAAGGACGCCCUGCCAUUUCAGGGGAUAUUUCAAUUGACAACCUUGGGGGCCAGAUGAAGUCCAAAUGCUUGUUCUGGCUCAACCAAAUAGAUGGACGGUUUCGACCAUUGGUGUUACUGGUUAAGGAAUGGGCCAAAACCCAGAACAUCAACAGUCCGAAGUUUGGGACACUUAACUCGUACUCCCUUAGUUUGCUUGUGCUCUUCCAUUUUCAGACGUGUGAGCCAGCAAUCUUUCCUCCACUUCAGGCUAUAUACCCAACAAAUCUUGUUGAUGACCUUACAGGUGUGAGGGAAACUGCUGAAAAAACUAUCGCCGACCUUUUUCAUGCCAACAUAAGAAGAUUUAUAGCAGACAGAUCCAGACCCGUGAACAGAAGUUCGUUGUCUGAGCUUUUUGUUUCCUUUCUAGCAAAGUUUUCAACCAUCAGUCUGAAGGCCCGAGACUUUGGAAUUUCCCCAUUUACAGGGCAAUGGGAAGAGAUAAACAAUAACACAAGAUGGUUUCCCAGGACUUUUGCGCUCUAUGUAGAGGAUCCGUUUGAACAGCCUGCAAAUACUGCAAGGACUGUCAGUGUUAGAAACCUAGACAGAGUACAGGAAGUGAUUCAGAGAACCCAACUUACCAUUUUGUCCCCCAAUCUGACUUGGAUCGAUCUUCAUCAGUUGCUGGUGAAGCCGGAGCUGAGUCGGGUGAUCCUGUUUAGAAAGCAGAACCAGAAUAGUAGUGGGCAAAUGAUGCAUCCUCUUCCACAGCAGCAGCUGCCGCAGACAAGGAAGCAUGUGCAUUCUCCUUCUGCACCGGUUAUAGCAGCUCGGGUUCAGAGUGCAAGGCCAGAGAAUCAGUUGAGAAGCCGGAUAAAUGGGAAUCAUCACAUUCACGGGUUAUCAUCAAAUCCCAAGCAAGGAACAUAUUCCAACAGUGCUGUCUCGGAAGAGAGUAACCCAAACAAGUGGAGUAAGCAAGGGAUGCAGCAGCAGCAGCAGCAAAGGGGGGAUGUCACUAAUAGUAGGCAGCAGCUGUGGAGGCCAAGGUCACAACAAAGUUAGUGGCUCGUAGCAUCAGAGCUUCAUAUACCUAUAUCAAAUUGUUUUGGUGGCCUCUCUUAUAAACGUAUUAGAGAACCCGCCUGGGGUAUUUUGGGCCAAUUGAUGAACGAAUGCACAAAGUUGCUUUCUGCUGCUGCAGCUAACAACAGUUCUGUUACCACUUUUUACUCUCUUUGUUUAGAACUGCGAAGCCAGAGAAUGCAUUUACAUACAAAGUUUUGGGUCUAGUUGGUAGCUGAAGUCGAGAUUUUAUAGCAAAAAUGGAAACAACACUAAACAUCCCAUAAUAUGCUUGAUAGGUAAGGUUUACAUAUGGUUGGUAAAACAGGGAGAAACAGGUUGGGAACAAAACAAAUACAACAGGAGUGUGAAUAAAAGAAUGAAUCGUUCCAAGUUCCAACAGGUAAUUAACUGCAAAUAUACAAGAACAUUAGUUUAAUUUGCCCACAAUUUGGAAAACUAAUCAAUCAAAUGUUGUCCUACACUUCGCCACGAACUUGACGUGUAGCGUUAGAGUUUACAAU